Molecule: messenger RNA, 672 nt
Organism: Penaeus monodon (black tiger shrimp)
Lineage: Eukaryota; Metazoa; Arthropoda; Malacostraca; Decapoda; Penaeidae
Product: probable E3 ubiquitin-protein ligase HERC3
Source: RefSeq, a predicted model, not a curated record
AUGUACAAACAUGUAUAUUUACUAUCAUCAUCCCACUUAAUUAACUCCAACAGAAGCAACAAGCUGUGUGUGGAUGAGACAGACCUGGCUGGCUGUGAGACUCUGAAGCAGGUGGAGGACGUAGCGACGUUUGUGGCUGUGUGCUCCAAGCCUCUAGCCAAUGCUGCUCUUGCCCAGGUUGCUGCGGGAAAACACCACUCCGUCUUUGUUACUGAAUCGGGGGAGGUGUUCACUUCAGGAUCCAACGCAGGAGGGCAGCUGGGACAUGAGGGUGCCCACAACCCACGUGUACCUCGACGUGUGAUGGAGCCACUGUCUCGCUCACAGGUUGUUAAGGUUGCCUGCGCUAGGGACCUUUCACUUGCUGUCACAGAAGAUGGCAGAGUGUACUCCUGGGGAGGUGGAGAAGGAGUAAGUGAGCCCUCCCCCCCUAAGGAAGAAGUCAUAGCCUUUGAAGAGCCUAGGACAAGAACACAAGAUAACUUUAAGAACUUUGUGCGCCCUAUGCUGGUAUCCCUGAAGCAGGGCACAAGAGGGAAGGUGUUGUCAAUAGCAGCAUCCAGGGAGCUUGUCCUUCUCUGUCACAAGUCAUAAAUGCAGCUCCUCUCAGCUUCUCAACCACCUUUGCCAUAUGUCAUAGAAUAGUCAUUCCUGUAACCUAUUGGUGCUAAG